AUGGCGUGGCCUGAACCCAGAAACACCGGCAUGCAGUACCGCCGCCUUGGCCGCUCCGGUCUGCACGUCUCUGCAAUUGGACUCGGUGGCUGGAUGACCUACGGCGGUUACGCAGCCGACGAGGCAACUUUUGCGUGUAUGAAGAAGGCAUAUGACCUGGGUGUGAACUUCUUUGAUACGGCUGAGAAUUAUACGGCCGGCGAGUCGGAAAAGGUGAUGGGGAGGGCGAUUAAGCAUUUUGGGUGGAAGCGGAGUGAUUUAGUUAUCACGACGAAAAUCAACUGGGGUGCUGUAAAUGGUGAAAUUCUAGUCAACAACCAUGGCCUUUCAAGAAAACACAUUAUCGAAGGACUAGAGGCAAGUCUUGAAAGAAUGGGCUUGAAAUACGUGGAUGUAGUCUACGCCCAUCGCCCGGAUCGGUUGACACCCAUGGAGGAAACCGUCCGCGCAUUCAACCACGUUAUUGACCAAGGCAUGGCUCUAUACUGGGGAACAUCUGAAUGGAGCGCCGAUGAGAUUGCAGAAGCAGUGGGCAUCGCCCGCGAUCUCCGCAUGAUUGCACCCAUUGUCGAACAACCUCAGUACAAUAUCCUGGCCCGCGAAAAAGUAGAGGGCGAAUUCCAACGCCUCUACUCACGCUGCGGCCUCGGCCUCACAACUUUUAGUCCCAUCAAAAUGGGCCUCCUGUCAGGGAAGUACAACGACGCCAUUGACGGCAAGCCCCCGCCAAAUUCUCGAUUCGGCGCCAGUAAGGACUCCUUUGCGGAUUUCAUGAGAGAGCGCAUGGGAUCGGAUAGCUGGAAAGAAGAGAUUGAGCAAGUUCGUCAGCUGAAGCCCAUUGCGGACAAGCUAGGCGUCACACAGAGCCAACUUGCUGUGGCGUGGUGUUUGAAGAAUCCGAAUGUGAGCAGCGUUAUUACGGGUGCGAGUCGGCCGGAGCAGAUUGAGGAGAAUGUGGGUGCUUUGAAAGUCUUGGAUCUUUUGACGGACGAGGUUAUGGCUGAGAUUGAUGCCGUCACAAAGAACACCGUUGUUUUGGAUCCUGCAAGGCAGAGUUAA
Molecule: messenger RNA, 1059 nt
Organism: Pochonia chlamydosporia 170
Lineage: Eukaryota; Fungi; Ascomycota; Sordariomycetes; Hypocreales; Clavicipitaceae
Product: voltage-gated K+ channel beta subunit (KCNAB)
Exons: 3
Coding region: 1-1059 (352 amino acids)
Source: RefSeq, a predicted model, not a curated record